CUUGCCUGUCUCGAUGGAGUUGCCAAUUUGGUGAUGAUCUCUUGGCGCAGGGCUUGGCUUUGACGUGAGCUUCGUUAGGGUGCCCGAGAUUGUCGAUACAAUCUCCGUAUUCUACUUGUUUUGUGAUGGGAACCUACUUGGUUCUGGCAAUACCUAGAAUGGCCAUACCUAAAAUUGACGGCUCAUCACUUUAUAGUCAGAGUGGUGGUUUUGAACAUGAAACAUUAAAGCGACUAUUGAAAGGCUGGAUUGUAACGGUGCCAGAGACGGCGAGCACAGCCAUGAAUUCAUCAGCCGGGGCUGCCAAGUCAAGACAAAGUUCGCCGAGCGCAGAUUUGAGUUCGGAAAGCCUGCGCGAGGCAUGUACGUCAAUCGCUCCCUACACAGCCAUAUUUUUUCAUCUAUUUGUUAUUUUCCCGACGCUGCUGACGGAAGGCCAAGAGGCUGUGCUUUGCGCGUGCCGUUUGCCCAGCCGGGAGAUCUUGAUGCUAGGCUGUUUGGCGGGUGACUUUUGCAGGGGACUGAACCAGGAAGGGGUGGCCUGCCAUGUGAUCCUUGUCGACCGGUUCAGGAGAGGAGCAUGCGAUUCUACUUAUCGUCCCGGGAAUUUCCUAUCCAAACCGGAUCUUAAAUUUGCUGACAUCCAAAAUGGUCAACCACCUCUGCCCCUCUCUCUGGGCGCAUCUCCUCCGACUGGCCUCUGCCAGAAGGACCAGAUCCACCUUCGUUCGACCUUGGCUCCGUCUGUUGCCCCGCUUGUCUUCCCACCUCUACUCGGUAAUUUGCCCAGCGGCCAUGCCUGGCGCCGACGGCACGAACCUUUCCUAGCUUGGUGGGCGACUUGCACUCAUUGCAUGGCGAGGUUUCGUGAGACUGGUCGUGCAGCCUGCCACGGCCAAAAGGAACACACACCUCCCUCGGCCAACCAACUGAGAGCUCACGCAGUGCGACCACUCCAAUGUCUGCCAAGCCGUUGCUCAUCAGAUGAGAGACGUUGCUUGGAUGCUUUCCCACCUGUCACAGCGAACUGAAUGGAUACCGACUUGCAACCUUGCGGACCCUGUUUCUUGAUGCACCAAGGGCCCCAUACACCUUCACUUGCGAGCUGUGUUGUGCAGCAUCGCGUUCAAAACCCCACGUUUUGUGGAGGGGUCGAAACAAAAGCAGAUGUAACCCCGCAUUCUGAAAUGGCUUGCGUCGUAUCGUCCCUUGAGCCCUUGAGGCGCUUGCAAUGGUUGGAUAGAACGGGAAAGCCGAGCGCACCCUGCCCUGACAAAACAAGCGUCAAGGAGGGAGCCGUUGGAACUCGAGAAAACGGAGGUCGAG
This is a messenger RNA of Lasiosphaeria miniovina, 1326 nucleotides long. RefSeq lists its product as uncharacterized. The coding region runs from base 126 to 1031 and encodes 301 amino acids. The record is from RefSeq and is a predicted model, not a curated record. NCBI's taxonomy places the organism in Eukaryota, Fungi, Ascomycota, Sordariomycetes, Sordariales, Lasiosphaeriaceae. The transcript is spliced from 2 exons.